Entrophospora sp. SA101 is the source of this 237-nucleotide messenger RNA. Lineage: Eukaryota; Fungi; Glomeromycota; Glomeromycetes; Entrophosporales; Entrophosporaceae. The record is from the annotation of a GenBank genome assembly.
AUGUCACAAUAUCCAACUGGAGGAUAUCCACCACAGCAAGGAUACCCACCAUCGCCGCCACAGAACCCGCAACAGCAUGGUGGAUACAUGCAAGGGCUCCAAGAAACAUCACAGCCUCAAGUUUAUCCUCCAAAUAUUCAACCCUCAAAUUACCCUCCUAAUAUACAACCUCCAAAUAUACAACCUCCAAAUAUACAAAACCCAACUUAUCCUGACCCUGCUACACAACCUUUAUUG